GAACAGCUGAGUUUGAACGUGAUUAUGAUGAUGAUUGCUGGAAAACGAUACGUAGAUGAUGGCGAGGAAAGUGCGAUCGGGGGGCGAUCUUUUCGGGAUGCUGUUAAGGAGUUUAUGUACAUGUCGGGACAGUUUAUUGUGUCUGAUUCGAUUCCGUUUCCGCCCCUGAGAUGGUUGGAUUUUCAGGGGCAAAUCAAGUCCAUGAAGAGAGUUUCGGAAGAACUAAGCGCUAUUUCCGGACGGUGGAUCGAGGAACACGUCGGAGGGGAGAGAAAGGGUAGUGCUGAUGAGCAAGACUUUAUUGAUGUGAUGCUUUCGACAGUUGACGACAAGUUUACGAGAUUCGGACAUACGCGCGAUACCAUCAUUAAGGCGACGAUAUUGAACCUCAUCUUAGCAGGCUCAGACACCACAUCAAUCCACCUAACAUGGCUACUAUCCCUAUUGCUAAACAAUAAGCAAGUCAUGCACAAAGCCCAAGAAGAGAUCGACGCGAAAGUCGGUAAAGAAAGAUGGGUACAAGAAUCGGACAUCAAGAACUUAGUCUACCUUCAAGCCAUCGUCAAAGAAACGCUCCGCCUAUUCCCACCGGGGCCCUUAUCGGUACCGCACGAAGCCAUCGAGGACUGCCACAUAAGCGGCUAUCACGUCCCGAAAGGGACUCGGUUAUUGGUCAACGUGUGGAAAUUGCACCGGGACGCAAGAAUUUGGACAGAACCGGAUAAAUUCUUGCCCGAGAGGUUUCUAACGGGCAGCCACGUGGUGGGAAGAAAAAGGAAAAGACAUAAGAUUAUAUAA
Erythranthe guttata (spotted monkey flower) is the source of this 798-nucleotide messenger RNA. The record is from RefSeq and is a predicted model, not a curated record. NCBI's taxonomy places the organism in Eukaryota, Viridiplantae, Streptophyta, Magnoliopsida, Lamiales, Phrymaceae.